This is a messenger RNA of Danaus chrysippus (African queen), 2046 nucleotides long. The record is from the annotation of a GenBank genome assembly. NCBI's taxonomy places the organism in Eukaryota, Metazoa, Arthropoda, Insecta, Lepidoptera, Nymphalidae.
AUGUGGUGGCUCUUGUUGUGUUCACUGUUCGCGCCCACACACGCGGUGGUAGGUGGCAGGCAGGCUGCACCACCCGAGCCUGAUGCUGCUGUGGUCUUCACACAGAAACAUGGACUGAGUGCUAGAUUAGAAGGCAUCAAGGACGACGCACGCGGAUACUACGUCUUCGCCGGUUUGAGGUAUGCGGAACCUCCGUUGGGUUCGAGGAGGUUUCAGAGGCCGGUGCGUCGUUUCUUGGCUGGUGAACAGCUUGCUAACAGACACUGUCUUCCGUGCCCUCAAAUGGACCCCAGAGGAUCUGGCAGGGUGAUUGGACACGAGGAUUGCCUCUGUUUGAACGUUUACGCACCGAAAAUGCCCGGCGACGAAGAAGGUUGCCCCGUUAUUUUCUUUAUUCAUGGAGGCAAUUAUCGAACUGGCUCAGCUGCUCCGUAUGGGGGUGUACAUUUCACUCAAAAGGACACGAUACUCGUAACAGCGCAGUAUCGCUUGGGGUCCCUUGGUUUUUUAAGUACUGGGGAGAUCGACGCUUCUGGAAAUACGGGUUUAUUUGACCUUAGAGCAGCCAUGGCAUGGGUGAAAGACUACAUAUCAUUCUUCGGUGGAGACCCUUCCAGGAUAACUGUAAUGGGCCAUGGCUCAGGUGGUAGUGCGGCGACAUUGAUGGCUUUGUCUCCUGAGGGUCGUUCAGCGACCGGGGUCGCAGCCCUCUCUGGAGCACCCCUGUCUCCGGGCGCCGUCAGAGAGAAUCCAUACCAACACGCUGAGGCCCUGUCAGAAAAAACCGGUUGUCCUAAAGCACCCGCAGAAAAACUUCUCAACUGUUUAAAGACUCUACCCGCUGAGAAGAUUAUAAUGGCUGAUAAUGAAAUUAAAGGAGAUAUGAUUGACGUAAACUCUUUCCUUGACGAGCUGUCCGGCCGUUCUGGUGCUGGUUCACGUGUGGAAGGCCCUCACGAUCGUCGUUCUCUGCCGCCGCUCGUGGAGGAGGCUCCUACCGACUCCCUCAAACGGAAACACCAGCGAGUGCCCAUGUUCACUGGAGUCACCUCUGCAGAGACCGCCAAUGCCGUGUUUGGUAAAUACAGGAAUUUCCUGAUUAACCAAGUGACAGAAGUAAAAGACUUCAUCAAAAAUCAUCUGAUUGGUGGUUUACGUGGCGUGGUUCAGACGGUGCAAGGACUUAACCCGUUGGAGUUGACGGGACUAAACCAGGUCGUUCCUCUGCCAGAUUAUUACCAAGCCGUCUUCGACAACUCCCUGAAGGCUAUUGACGCUCUGAGCGAAAUCGUUGAAGCUACCGGUGACGCUCUAUUCAAUUUCCCUGCAUACCAAAGCGUCCGUGAGUGGAGUACUGGAGCCCCUGCCUUCCUCUACAGCUUCGAACAUCUCGGCAACUUGACACGAGGCAAUCACUUCCUCCCGGGACUUGCUCUCACACAGAGGUCUGUCAAUGCUAGUGAUGGUAAAAAUAGUAAAAUCAAGGGCCCAGCUCACGGAGACGAACUGGCGUAUCUGUUUGAACCACUUGACGAAGAAGGAAACCCAAUUAAUGAAGUGGUCUCCUCAACGGAUGCUCGCGUUAGAGAGUCUUUUAUUGAGCUUUUCGCCAAAUUCGCUCAUAGAACUGCUUCAGACAAGAAAAGCAACAGCACUAGGCCAAAAAUAUUUGACUUCCUGCCAUUCUCAUCGGAUAAGGAACAAUAUUUAAAAAUAUCAGACACAGUAACAACCGAGAAAGAUUUUAGAUUCUGUCAAAUGGGUUUGUGGGGAGGUAUGGCGGAACGUGUGACAGGAAGUUUGUGCAAAAACAUUUUGGGUCAGAUCCUUAACCUUCCUAAGUUACCUUUCGUCGGAGGGAAGCAAAUCGUUGAUCCUCUAGCAGGAAAAUAUCCAAAUAUUAACCCGGACCUUAGCUCAGUUUUGAACAUUCCUAACAACGCGGGAACGAAUAAUCCUUUAGGCUUACCAUUAAUUUCAAAGAAGCCCCCCAGUACUGUAAAACCUAUGUGGAAUAGCCCUUUUGGUAAUCCUUUCGGAAUAUAA